Molecule: messenger RNA, 1566 nt
Organism: Kuraishia capsulata CBS 1993
Lineage: Eukaryota; Fungi; Ascomycota; Pichiomycetes; Pichiales; Pichiaceae
Exons: 1
Coding region: 1-1566 (521 amino acids)
Biological process (GO): zinc ion transmembrane transport
Cellular component (GO): membrane
Molecular function (GO): zinc ion transmembrane transporter activity
Source: RefSeq, a predicted model, not a curated record
AUGUAUAUAAGUGAAGGAUGGCUUCUGGUGAUCUUAUCAUCACUCAUAACCGUGUUGGGAUGUUUGGUGAUAUCGCUUGAUGUUCUAUACGCGAAGCUGCUGCCGAGCUAUUCAAAGGCACAUCCUUUUACUAUAUCCGAUAACUCCUCUUUUUUGAUCAAUUCGUUAGCACUAUCGGGUGGAUGCCUCUUGUUUACCUCGAUGUACAAAUUGUUGCCUUCGGGGCAAGAUUAUUUUGAACGAGUGCCUGCUUUGGUAGAAGGAAAGCACUCAUUAAUGGCACAUGUUAUGGGGUUUUAUCUUUUGGGGAUACUUUUGAGCGCAGGGCUGAACACGUUUGUUCACUUCAUGACUUCAGAAAGUAUAGUUCAUUGCGUACAUGGUGAUGCGCAUCACCACGAUCACGAGCACAAUCAUGGCGAUCACCAGGACUUGGAGGCACGUCUUGGAGCCUCCCGCGAUAGUCCUGAGACUCAUGAGCACCAUCCACGUUCUCAUUCUGAAUCUCACUCCCCUGGUCAUUCACACUCGCACUCACAUUCGCACUCAGACUCUCAUGUGGAUGAAGAACCGCACUCUCACUCACACUCACACCAGGGAAAGAUAUCGGUGCCUACGGAGAUCGAUCCUUUGCUACCAGGAUCCCUUGAGAGACGCGAAUCCAUAUUUGAUCGUUCAUUAAGGGCUCUGAGAGGCUCAAAGCUGGCAGGAAAGUGCUACGGAUAUAAUUCCAUCGAAAGCUGUCAUCUUCCAAACGGAGUUUGUGUAUGCAAGCAACAUACCUUUGAGGACGUUCACAAUGAAGAAGUACCUGUUCAGAUAGAAACAACGAAGGCUUUGCAUUACACAGAGUUGCCACAAUCUGAGAACCAUCUUUUUUUUACUGCUAGCAAGUUGAUCAGAUCAUCGUCAGUGAUCUCGUUAACACAUCCAAACAUGACGGUGAAGUCACCGCUGAUCACGAAUGAACCCCCAAUUUCCGAGGCUAGAUCAUUAUCACCGGAUGAAGCCACAUAUAAAGGGGACGAAGCAGACAGAGAUGAUGAAGAGGAAGACCAUCACCACCAUAUAACCACACCCUUGUCAAGAUUGCUAUCAAUAGGUCUUCAGACAGUUCUGGCAUUAACACUCCACAAGUUCCCAGAAGGAUUCAUCGUGUAUUCCACAUCAAAUGCAGAUGAGCAGACUGGAUUGUCUAUUUUUCUGUCAAUGUUUAUCCACAAUUUCGUGGAGGGUUUCACCAUGGCCCUUCCUCUUUACAUUGCACUCGAUUCAAGAGUGAAGGCAAUAUUAAUAGUGGGCCUGCUAGGUGGUCUAGCUCAGCCGGUGGGUGCUUUGUGCUCAUACCUCAUUUUCCGCGGGAAGUUCCUGAACCUCGAUGAUCCCAAGAAUUUGAUGAUUUUUGGUUCUUUAAUGUGCGUGACAUCUGGAUUCCUCACCAUUAUCGGGUUCCAGAUGCUCUCUUCCUCCAUCGCAUUCGGCGGCUCUCAGAGCAAGGUUUUGACAUGGGCAUGUUUGGGAAUCUCAUUGAUUGGUCUCAGCUAUGUACUAAUGUCGGACGAAUAA